Messenger RNA from Camponotus floridanus (Florida carpenter ant), 1514 nucleotides. RefSeq lists its product as uncharacterized. The coding region runs from base 523 to 993 and encodes 156 amino acids. Lineage: Eukaryota; Metazoa; Arthropoda; Insecta; Hymenoptera; Formicidae. The transcript is spliced from 6 exons. The record is from RefSeq and is a predicted model, not a curated record.
UUUGUAAUCAAAUACAAUCGAUUUCUAUCGGGAUGUUUUAUACAAAUAUUUAAUAGACUUUAAUGCAUUUCAAUCGCAAUCACUGUUUUAUCGACUUUAAUGCCAAUGAUUGUCAAAUAUUGUAAUCGACUUUUAGACACACUCUUUGUAAUCAAAUUUAAUCGAUGUCUAUCGCGAAGUUUUAUACAAAUAUUAAAUGUACUUUAACACAUUUUAAUCCGAAAUGCUUUUUUAUCGACUAUAUUGCUACAUAUUGUGGUUCAAAUCAACCCGAUUUUACAGGUUUUUAUAACUUCUAAUUGAAUGAACUUUAAUGACAAUAAUUGUCAUGUAUUUUAAUCGACUUUUAUGGCAAGUGAAUUGAAAUGCAAUCAAUCCACUAUACUACUGUGAAUAGUGUCGCAUGAAUUUGUUUCGUGUGCGGGACUUACACUAAGCUAUUGCAUUGCAUCAGAUUUUUCUGCGCGUGUAUGUAGUGUUUGUUCUUGUAAUCAGUAUAUAUUUUCUUUUUUUAGUAAAAGAAUGUACGCAUACAUAAAAUUUCUGGACGGCCCGGUCCAGGGCAACAAGUACAGAGCACCUGCGAACAAAAUCGAUUUCUCUUUUACUGACGCAACAUUUGAUGAAAAUAAAAAAUAUUUUGCUUAUCACAAGGAUGGUAACAAAUGCAAAAGUCAAAUAAUAUUUUUGACUGAUACAGAAAAGGAGCUGGAUCAUCUGAUAAAUGCUAAUAAAAGAGAGAGAAUCGUUCCAAUAAAUAAAUUAGACACUGCUAGCGAAAAAUCAGAUGCUAACGAUGGAAAAAACUGUAUUUCAAAUCCUUCUACACCAUCUCGCAAAGAAAUGUAUGAUAAAUUGAUGUCAAUUAAAAUAGAAAAGCUGGAUAUGUCGAAAACCAAACCGAAGGAUGUAACAUUAGAUAAUGGUGCAGAUGAGUCGAGCACAUUAAAGAAGAAAAUUGACGACACGCCAAAUAAAAAGAAAAAAACCUAGCUUCAUUUGGAAAAAUUAUUGGUAUAAAACCAGAUGAUUUGGAGAACAUUGUUAAUGGUUCUAGCCAAUUGAAUCGUGGACAAGAACUUCAUAUAAAUAAUUUCAACAGUGAAGAAGAAAAGGCGAAAUCAUCCCUUAAAUACAAGGAACGAGUGAUAACUGACAACUCAUUGGACGAUGAAAACAUAUCUAAUAACUCUAACCAGACAGAUGAUAAAGUGGAUGUCGAUGCCCUGCUGGAAAUAUUGGAUUAAAGUCGAUAAAAGUGAAUUGAAAAUUAAUCGACUUUAAUAUACUUUGAUCAAUUUAAUCGAUGUUUCCAAAAAUGUCGAUUAAAAUUUAAUCGAUUUCAAUCGUUUUUCUUGUUUAUCGUCUUCAAUAUCACUAAUGAGUAUUAAUUUUAAUCGAUAUGAAUUGACUUUAGAUGACAAAGAUUUUUAAUGUCUUUUAGUACGAAAAUUUACAGUAAGAAUUAAUCGAACCUUAUCGACUUUAAUCCUUUGAUAGUUUAAUAGAAUUUA